This is a messenger RNA of Dicrocoelium dendriticum, 3720 nucleotides long. The record is from the annotation of a GenBank genome assembly. NCBI's taxonomy places the organism in Eukaryota, Metazoa, Platyhelminthes, Trematoda, Plagiorchiida, Dicrocoeliidae.
AUGUGUAACAGAGUUUUGGACAGGCCAGUGUCUGAUUCACCUUCACCGGAUUUAAAGUCUUUUUCUGUUUUGUUCCAGUUUUUCAAGGGUCUUGCGUCCUCCGGCGCAUGGGCUUGUUUCGAUGAAUUCAAUCGAAUUGAAAUGGAAGUGCUGUCUGUUGUAGCUCAACAGAUACUGUGUAUUAUCAGAGCAAUACAAGGUCACUUGGAACGAUUUGUGUUCGAAGGAACAGAGCUAAAUUUGAACCCCAACUGCUACGUUUGUAUCACAAUGAACCCCGGCUAUGCUGGACGAUCUGAGCUGCCGGACAACCUGAAGGUGCUAUUCCGUCCCGUGGCUAUGAUGGUCCCUGACUACGCCAUGAUUGGUGAAAUAUCGCUCUACUCUUUUGGCUUCAUGGACGCCCGAAGUCUAUCCGUCAAAAUUGUCACAACGUAUCGAUUGUGCUCAGAACAGCUCUCCUCGCAGUCACACUACGAUUAUGGAAUGCGUGCGGUGAAGGCUGUGCUGUCGGCUGCCGGUAACUUGAAGCUAAAGUUUCCAGACGAAAAUGAAAACAUCCUGCUCCUUCGAUCUAUUUUGGAUGUGAACUUACCCAAAUUUUUGGCCCAUGAUAUUCCGUUGUUUCGCGGAAUCAUCUCAGACUUGUUCCCCGGUGUUGUCCUACCGCAAGCAGACUACUCGGUCUUUCUGAACGAGGCCAAACAAGUGUGCCAGGAGAAGAAUUUGCAGGCUGUGCCUUAUUUCACCGAAAAGUUGAUUCAGACAUACGAGAUGAUGAUUGUGCGUCACGGGUUUAUGUUGGUCGGUGAACCUUUCGGAGCAAAGACUGCUGUGCUGCACACCUUGGCUCAAAUGAUGACGAGGUUGAACGAAAGUGGGUAUGAGGAAUACGAAAAAGUACUGUUCAAAACUAUCAACCCAAAGGCAAUAACAAUGGGCCAACUUUUUGGCGAAUUCGACCCGGUGUCUCAUGAAUGGACGGAUGGCGUCACAGCUAACACAUUUCGGGAAUUUGCCUCCAACGACACACCGGACCGGAAGUGGGUCAUUUUCGACGGCCCUGUGGAUACUUUGUGGAUAGAAAGCAUGAACACCGUUUUGGACGACAACAAGAAGCUAUGCCUCAUGUCAGGCGAGAUAAUUCAAAUGUCCCGGGUGAUGAGUCUUAUCUUUGAAACGAUGGACCUGUCACAAGCCUCACCGGCCACGGUCUCACGGUGUGGAAUGAUUUACAUGGAACCUCGAUCCUUGGGAUGGCGACCGUUGGCUCGAUCGUGGUUGAAUCAGCUUCCUACCGUUUUGGUGGCUGGCGACGGCCGUGAUAUGAUCAACGCGCUGCUAGAUUGGUAUAUCGACCCAUGCUUAGAAUUCAUCCGGCUCAACUGUCGUUCCAUGGUCUCCACGCGCCCAGCCCACCUAGUUUGUUCUUGCCUUGGUUUUGUCAACAUGCUCCUCGAUGAUCUGGCUAAUCAGGAGGACGCUGCCGAAAAUCGCUAUCUCCGAUUGUGGACAUGCACCGCAUUCACUUUUGGUGUCAUUUGGGGAAUCGGUGGGUGUUUGGAUCAAGACGGACGACAAAAGUUUGACCGAUUUCUCCGAGCUAUGUUGCUUGGACAAGACGAGCGCAAUCCAGUGCCGAAAGAGCUUGGGCCCCGAAUCGAAUUCCAAAUUCCAGAAAGCGGAUUAGUUUACGACUACUACUAUGAGUUCAAGAGCCGAGGGUCAUGGAAACACUGGAAGGAACGGAACAAAUCGUUGAACCCGUCAGAAAAUCGUAACAUCCGAGAGAUAAUUGUACCCACAAUGGAUACGGCGCGCUACAAGUACAUGAUAGAACUGUGCUUGAACAAACACCGUCGACUAAUGUUCAUAGGUCCCACGGGGACUGGAAAAUCGGUGUACGUACAAGAAAAGCUGAUGAGGGAAUUGGAUGCGGAAAAGUUCGUCGCCUAUUUCCUCAACUUUUCAGCGCAAACCAGUGCAAAUCAAACUCAAAUGAUCGUGAUGUCGAAGAUCGACCGCAGGCGCAAGGGAGUGUAUGGGCCACCGGUUGGCAAGACGGCCCUGUUCUUCGUCGACGACGUGAACAUGCCUCAGAAAGAAGAGUACGGUGCACAACCCCCAAUAGAGCUCCUCCGUAUGUUGAUCGACCACGGUUACUGGUAUGAUCUCAAGGACACCACCAAACUCACCCUUCAAGACAUCAACCUGAUCGCAGCCAUGGGUCCACCUGGUGGAGGACGGAAUGAUGUGACUCAGCGAUUCCUAAGACAUUUCCAUCUCAUUAGCAUGACUCCAUUCAACGACGAGACUAUGUACCGAAUCUUCUCGACUCUGAUGAUGACCUAUAUGAAAUCGCAGGAAUUCAGCUCGGAAUACGUUACGCUGGGCCAGACCAUAGUGGCUUCCACACUCGAAGUGUACAAGGCCGCAAUGGAAAAUCUUUUACCAACCCCAGCUAAGUCACACUAUUUGUUCAAUCUGCGUGACUUCAGCCGCGUCAUUCUCGGUAUUUGCUUGAUUAGGAAAGAUCGUGUUGAAGACAAACGAACAUUCGUGCGACUAUGGACCCACGAGGUGAUGCGAGUUUUUUAUGACCGGUUGACCGAUGACUCCGAUCGAAACUGGCUGUUUCAACUAAUCAAAAACAUACUUGUCAACAACUUCAAGGAGAAGACUGAUUUGCUGUUCGCCCACCUAACCAAACGCGAAGGCGAAGCGGUGGGAGAAGAACACCUAAGAAGUCUAUUAUUUGGUGAUUUUAUGGAGCCAGAUUCCCUACCAGAGGAUCGCGCUUAUGAAGAAAUAAAGGAUAUCAAUGCGGUUUACCCAGUCGUGGAACAAUGCCUUGAGGAAUACAACCAAACGAACAAGAAAAAGAUGCCACUGGUAAUAUUUCGUUACGUGGUAGAACACUUGUCACGUAUAUGCCGAAUUCUGCGAAUACCGGGUGGAAACGCGCUUUUGGUCGGCGUUGGUGGCUCUGGAAGACAAUCUCUCACAAGACUGGCAGCUGCGAUGGCUGGAUACAGUCUGUUCCAGCCUGAAAUAUCUAAAAACUAUGGAAAGACCGAAUGGCGUGAGGACCUAAGGUCUUUACUGCGACGAGCUGGUGGUGAAGGGAAGAACACAGUGUUUCUUAUGACGGAUGCACAAAUCAAGGAUGAAUCAUUCCUAGAAGAUAUCGACAAUAUCCUGAAUGCUGGUGAGGUUCCAAACUUGUACACAUCUGAAGAAAAGGCCGAAUUGAUGGACAUGAUUCAGAGCAUACAGGAAGCCACGGCCGGGACUGGGAAAGCGGCUGACAUGUCACCACUGGCCUUAUACUCUUUGUUUGUGAAUCGAUGCCGCGAAAAACUGCAUGUGGUUAUGGGAUUCUCACCGAUUGGCGAAGCCUUCCGCAAUCGACUGAGGCAGUUUCCAGCUCUUAUCAACUGUUGCACUAUCGAUUGGUUCCAGCCAUGGCCGGAGGACGCUUUGGAACGCGUGGCCCACAAAGCGCUGGAGCGUUUGGAUAUAGAAGAAGGAGUUCGUGAUGUCACAGUGCACUUAUUCAAGUACUUCCACACCUCGCUCACACCGCUGGCCGAAAAGUUUCUUCAACGGUUGGGAAGGAAGACUUACGUCACUCCGACUUCCUACCUGGAACUUAUUGACAGUUUUCAAAGCCUGCUUAGAAAGAAACAAGAGGAAACAAGCAAGGCUCGAAUACGGUGA